AUGAAAAAAAAAAUUGAAAUAGAGAAAAUUAUAAAGGAAUAUAGAACAAUAUUUGCUAAAGACAAGUAUGAUAUAGAAUCAGUUAGGAAUUAUGAAGCUCACAUAGAUUUACUAGUAAAUAAAUAUUGUAGUAAAAGACUAUACAGAUGUACAAUACAAGAUAAAUUAGAAAUUGAAGAGCAAAUAUCCAUGUUAUUAAAGAAUAAUUUAAUAGAAGAAUCUACCAGUCCUUUCGCUGCUCCAGUGACAUUGGCAUUUAAAAAAGGUGAAAAUAGAAAAUCCCGUUUAUGUGUAGAUUUCAGAGAAUUGAACAAAAUUGUUCUACCACAAGCUCAACCUUUUCCUUUGAUAGAUGAUCUAAUUAUUAAAACUAGAAAUUGCAAGUAUUUUACUACACUGGAUAUAAACUCAGCAUUUUGGGCAAUACCAUUACGGGUAGAAGACAGAAGUAAAACAGGAUUUGUCACACAAAAUGGCCACUUCCAGUGGUCCUGCCUCCCAUUUGGCUUGAAAACAUCACCAGCAAUUUUCCAGAGAAUUUUAAGCAAUAUUCUAAGAAAACACAAUCUCACAGGAUACUCUGUAAACUAUAUUGACGAUAUUUUGAUAUACUCGUCUACCUUUGAAGAACAUACGAGUAUAAGGCACAUAAGAAAUGUAUUAGAGGCAAUAAUUAAAGAAGGCUUUAGAUUGAAGUUUAAGAAAUGUACCUUUGCUUCGGACUCGGUAAAAUACCUCGGCCAUAUUAUUCAGAACAAUUCAGUAAGACCACUAAAAGACAAUUUGAUUUCAAUAAGGGAUUUUCCAACUCCUAAGAUGCAAAAGAACAUCAGACAAUUUUUGGGAAAAAUAAACUUCUACCAUGAAUACAUACCAAAAAGUGCAAUUAUCCUAGAUCCAUUACAUAAUUUAUUUAGAAAAAACGAGAAGUUUGUAUGGUCAGAGAAGUGUGAAGAAUCAUUUAAUCAGAUAAAAAGAUAUUUAUGUUCUCAACCGGUCUUGGAAAUAUUCGACAAAGACUUACCAAUCAAAAUCUAUACCGAUGCAUCUUUGGAGGGCAUUGGAGCAAUAUUAAAACAAACACAACUAGAUGAUAAUGACAAACCGGUGGCAUAUUUCUCAAAAAAACUGAACGAACAUCAAAAACGGAAAAAAGCUAUAUAUUUAGAAUGUCUUGCUAUGAAAGAAGCCAUUAAAUAUUGGCAGCACUGGCUCAUUGGAAAACAAUUCACUAUUUACUCAGACCACAAACUUCUAGAGAACAUGAACAUUAAAUGCAGGACAGAUGAAGAAUUGGGUGAUCUCACAUAUUACCUACCUCAGUAUGACUUCACAGUAAAAUAUAUACCUGGUAAAGAAAAUGUAGAAGCAGACUGUUUGAGCCGAAAUCCUGUACUAGAAUCAGAAAAUAACAGAGAGGAAAUUUUGAGAAUAGUUAAUGUAAUACAAAUAAAAGAUAUAGUUGAAGACCAGGAGAAAAAUGAAACAAUAAAAGAACAGAAACAAAAUUUAAUAUACAAAAAUAAAAUCUAUUAUAAAAAAAUAAAGAAACAGGAAAAGAUUAUCCUCUCAGAAGAAUUUAGUAAGAAACUUAUAAAAAAGGUGCAUGAAAAUUUUUGCCAUAUUGGGAUCAGACAAUUGCAGAAGAAAAUAAGUCCUAUAUAUACAGCUAUAAACCUAACAAAAAAUAUUAUACAUACUUGUAAAACAUGUGAAAUAUGCAUUAAAAAUAAAUCAAGAUGUCAAAAAAAAUUGGAUUAA
Molecule: messenger RNA, 1761 nt
Organism: Parnassius mnemosyne (clouded apollo)
Lineage: Eukaryota; Metazoa; Arthropoda; Insecta; Lepidoptera; Papilionidae
Source: the annotation of a GenBank genome assembly